Molecule: messenger RNA, 963 nt
Organism: Penicillium canariense
Lineage: Eukaryota; Fungi; Ascomycota; Eurotiomycetes; Eurotiales; Aspergillaceae
Product: ribose-5-phosphate isomerase RKI1
Exons: 2
Coding region: 1-963 (320 amino acids)
Biological process (GO): D-ribose metabolic process; pentose-phosphate shunt, non-oxidative branch
Cellular component (GO): intracellular membrane-bounded organelle
Molecular function (GO): ribose-5-phosphate isomerase activity
Source: RefSeq, a predicted model, not a curated record
AUGGGCCCCGGACUGUUCUGCGCGCCCCUCUCUGCUCUCCGCCUCGCUCCUCUUCCGCGCCCGGGCGCUUCACCCCACCUCCGCCUUCAAUUUCAGCCUCGACUUCCACCCCUCACCUCCACCCUCCCACGCUACCACGCUAGCAUGGCCGACGCCGUUGAAGCCGCGAAGCGCGCCGCUGCAAAGACCGCCGUCGCCAACCAUUACCCCGAGAACGCUCGCUGGGUCGGCAUUGGCAGCGGCACCACCAUCGUUUAUGUCGUCGAGGCCAUCAAGGCUCUCGGUGUCGAUACCUCGAACACCCGCUACGUGCCGACGGGCUACCAGUCGCGCCAGCUGAUCAUCAGCGCUGGUCUCACGGCCGUCGAAUUCGAUGCCUUGCCCGCAGGCACAGUGCUGGACGUUGCCUUCGACGGCGCCGACGAGGUCGACGAUGAUCUGAACUGCAUCAAGGGCGGCGGUGCCUGUUUGUUCCAGGAGAAGCUUGUUGCGAUGCAAGCUAAGCAGUUCAUUUGUGUUGCAGACUCCCGCAAACUCCAAUCUCGCCUUCUUUCUAAAUGGAAGUACGUCCCAAUCGAAGUCGCCCCGAUCGCCGCGUAUCGCGUCCAGAAGAAGCUGCUCGAACUCGGCGCCAUCGACCCCGUCAUCCGCACCAACAAGGACUUCAAGCAGGGCCCCCUCAAGACCGAUCAGGACUUCUUCCUCAUCGAUGCGCCAUUCCCACCACUGCUGACUAGUGCCGAUCUUGCAGCCGGCAGGGACGGCUCUGGCAAGAACGGCGUCUGGGAGGUGAACCUGCUUGCGCGCGAGAUUAAGCAGAUUAACGGUGUGCUGGACGUGGGCAUUUUCUCGGGCCUCACGGGGCCGCAAGCCACUGCUGCCGGCGGUGUUGGUGGACAGCGCCCUGUGGCAGCGUACUUUGGCAUGCCAGAUGGGUUGGUGUCGGUGCGGAAGGCUGCUUAA